This is a messenger RNA of Pelecanus crispus (Dalmatian pelican), 1863 nucleotides long. NCBI's taxonomy places the organism in Eukaryota, Metazoa, Chordata, Aves, Pelecaniformes, Pelecanidae. The record is from RefSeq and is a predicted model, not a curated record.
AGGAGAAACUGGGAGAUAGCAUAAAUCUUUGUAGACAACUUGGCUGCAAGCAGUUAAACUGAAAUUAACUUCUGCCUUCUGGCUGCAGAGUGCUAGUCUGACAUUCCUGCGUGAUACUCUGCAGACUAAAUCAUGCCAGCGUUAUCAACUGGAUCUGGAAGUGACACAGGUCUGUACGAGCUGCUGGCUGCAUUGCCAGCCCAGCUGCAGCCACAUGUGGACAGCCAGGAAGACCUGACCUUCCUCUGGGAUAUGUUUGGUGAAAAAAGCCUUCAUUCACUGGUGAAGAUUCAUGAAAAACUGCAUUAUUAUGAAAAACAGAACCCGGUGCCCAUACUCCACGGUGCAGCAGCCUUGGCAGAUGAUCUGGCUGAGGAGCUGCAGAGCAAGCCACUGAGCAGUGAGAUCAGAGAACUGUUGAAACUCCUCUCAAAACCCAAUCUCAAGGCUUUGCUCUCUGUUCAUGAUACUGUUGCUCAGAAGAACUACGAUCCUGUCUUGCCCCCCAUGCCUGAUGAUAUUGAUGAGGAAGAAGAUUCAGUUAAAAUAAUCAGGCUCGUCAAAAACAGGGAGCCAUUGGGGGCUACUAUUAAAAGGGAUGAACAUACUGGUGCAAUUGUGGUGGCCAGGAUAAUGCGUGGAGGAGCUGCAGAUAGAAGUGGUCUUAUUCACGUGGGUGAUGAACUGAGGGAAGUCAAUGGGAUUCCCGUGGAUGACAAAAAACCUGAAGAAAUAAUACAUAUUUUGGCUCAGUCUCAAGGAGCAAUUACAUUUAAAAUUAUACCUAGCGUGAAGGAAGAAAUGCCAGUGAAGGAAGGGAAGAUGUUUAUCAGAGCCCUAUUUGACUAUGAUCCUAAUGAGGAUAAAGCAAUUCCUUGUAAAGAAGCUGGACUUGCUUUCAGAAAAGGAGAUAUCCUUCAGAUCAUGAGCCAGGAUGAUGCAACCUGGUGGCAGGCCAAACAUGAAGGUGAUGCCAAUCCCAGAGCAGGCUUGAUCCCUUCAAAGCAUUUCCAGGAGAGGAGAUUUGCACUAAGAAGACCAGAAGUGCAGAUUCAGCCACUGAAAAUUUCCAACAGAAAAUCAUCUGGUUUUAGAAGAAGCUUUCGUCUUAGCAGAAAAGAUAAAAAAACAAAUAAAUCUAUGUAUGAGUGCAAGAAGAGUGAUCAGUAUGAUACAGCAGAUAUUCCAACAUAUGAAGAAGUUGCAAAAUAUAGACGACAACCUAAUGACAAAUACAGGCUUGUAGUUUUGGUUGGUCCUGUGGGGGUUGGACUGAAUGAACUUAAACGGAAAUUGCUGAUCAGUGACACCCAGCAUUAUGGGGUAACAGUGCCACACACUACCCGACCAAGGAGAAGCCAAGAAAGCGACGGUGUCGAAUACAUUUUCAUUUCCAAGCACUUGUUUGAGACAGACGUACAGAAUAACAAGUUUAUCGAGUACGGCGAGUAUAAGAACAACUACUAUGGUACAAGUUUAGAUUCUGUUCGAUCCGUUCUAGCUAAAAACAAAGUUUGUUUGUUGGAUGUGCAGCCUCAUACAGUGAAACACUUACGGACAUAUGAAUUUAAACCAUUUGUUAUAUUUAUAAAGCCUCCAUCACUUGACCGUUUGAGAGAGACCAGAAAAAAUGCCAAGAUUAUUUCAAGUAAAGAUGAUAAGGGAACUGCAAAACCCUUUACAGAAGAAGAUUUUCAAGAAAUGAUUAAAUCUGCCCACGUGAUGGAGAGCCAAUAUGGCCACCUUUUCGAUAAGGUGAUCGUCAACGAUGACCUCGCUACAGCUUACAGUGAGCUUAAAACAACUUUUGACAGGUUGGAGACCGAGACCUUCUGGGUUCCCAUCAGCUGGCUACAUUCAUAA